AGAAAGGAAAAUAAGAUGGUUUAUGUUGAUGUAAAAGGGAAAGCUACAAAUUCUAGCUUAAGAGGGAGAACAAGUAUGACAGUUGGUGCUUCUAUGGUAUACCAGCCUGAGCUAAAGAAGGAUAAAAGAAAAGGAAAACCACCUGCUCAUCCCAAAAAUCGAGGAAAACUACCGGAAAUAUAUGCAAGCGUCAUUGGUCAGUACAUUGGUGAUACAGUUCUUUUACAGGACAUUAACGAAAAUCAAAUCCAAGUAGCUGUAUUCAAAAAGAACAAUUCACAGAUUUAUUUCACUCAUGGCUGGUCUCGAUUGAAAGAUUUCUAUAACAUCAAUGCCGGCGCUUGGAUUACUCUUUUGUUCAUCAGUCCUUUUGUCUUCUUUAUUCGGGUACCAUACAUUACUGGUGUGGAAAUCACCUAUCCUCAUAGGACUCCCCCAUAUAAACUUGUGUUGGAAAAACCUUUCCUAGAAGCAACUUCAAAUGGACCUAUUCCCUACUUUGUCCUUCCAAAAGUUUUUACCCACAGUCUUGAAAAAACCCUCACUGCUCCUGAUGUUGAGACUGGGACUUUGACAAUCUAUUGGAGAGGUUUCUGUCAAAAUGCACUCCCUAAUGAAGAGACUAAACUCAGAUUAAUUGACUGGCUUGGUAACACCUGGGAUCACUGUGAUUUGAAGUUUGACAAUGGCCCUUAUAUCAGCUGCAAAAUUUCAGGACAAUGGGGAGAUGUUUGCAAGGUACAUAAACUGUCCGAGGGUGUGGUUGUUAAAUUCGGUGUUACUAAGUCAUCUAACAAUAGGACUAUCUACUUUAAGCUAUCCCCUUUCAUUGGUGUUAAAACUACCCUGCAUGCUCCGUCAACAUCCAGCAAUCGGAAGAAAUUCUACCAAAGUCAGUACUAUUAUAUGCUCUAGAUCUCUCUCUAGCUAUUCUUCAACUCUAACUCCUCUAUCUGUUUUGUAACUUAUGCUAUAAUGUACCAAACAAUAUUUAAUUUCCAUCCUUUUUGCCAUUAGUGGAUCUCAAUAUCAAGGUCAUACUCUUUUAAGGACCAUUUUGGUGAUGAAUGUAAGGACAUGUACCAUAAUUACUACUAUUAAACUUUUAAUCCCUAAUGCUUUUUGUUUGUUCAAUGAUGUUACCAAUUUGAUUAAUAUCCAUAUGCUUCUUGCUAGCAUAAUUUGAUCCAUAUCAUCCAUGGUUGGCAACAACCAUGAUUGUUAUAUAAAUGCAGUUUCUACAAACCCGUGCAUCGCACGGGUCGGUUACUAGUUUAGGUUAAUGUUGGAGUUGGACAUCCUAUCCUAUCCUAUCCUAUCCUAUUAUACUAAAGGAUGGUGGAGUUUGGAACCAACUUUCAAAACCCUAAUGAAACCCUAAUUUAUUAGCCAAUUGGUGCUCUACACAUUUGCAUAAUGUCCAAUUGUAUCUUGCCAACAUAUGGUAGUCUGUAUCAAUUAUAUUGGACCUCUCCUUGCACCAAUUGGAGAGCUCCACUAAACACAAGAAGGCAGCAAGUAAACUAAGUGACAUAUGGUAGUCUGCAUCAAUUAUAUUGGACCUCGCUUUACACCAAUGGGAGAACUCCACUAAACACAAGAUGACAGGAAGUAAACUGAGUGAAACAAGUAAACUAAGUGAAUGAGGACAGAGGUUCAGCCCACAGAUUCAUCUAUCUAUUCCCCAAUCUUAUACCCAACAUUCUCAAACUCUUUCUCUCUCCCUUUCCAUCUUGUCCUUCACAAUCACAACAACCACCGCCACCACCACCACCUGUGAGGGAAUGGCCGAGAGAGAAAAUUUUCCGGCAGGAGACAAAGAGUUCCGGCCGAGGAAGAGAGUGUUCCGACCGAGAUAAAGAGUUCCGGUGACGUUUCGCGAUAACACGGCGGUGACGGAGCUUCUUUCUCCUUCUUUUCUCUGGCUCUAUAAAAGAGGACUAUUAGGAGGCCAGUUUUACUGUGGAAAAUGCAGGAUGCCAAGAACUGCUAUACUUAGGUUUUUAGAAAGAACUGCACAAGACUUGCUUCAUGCAGCAUUUUGCAGAUAAAGGAUGGAUUUUGAUUUAGCUUGAAGGUUUUGAUCAUCUAUUAUAAGAGUACUUACUACCAGAUUCCAAAACUUCUAUGAGCAUGGAGAGCGGGAAAGAUUGCUGGCUGAACUUUCUGAAUUACGCGAUCAGCUCUUGGUCCAUCUCCAAGAAAAAUUUACUUUCUCCAU
This is a messenger RNA of Trifolium pratense (red clover), 2221 nucleotides long. RefSeq lists its product as uncharacterized. The coding region runs from base 16 to 915 and encodes 299 amino acids. Lineage: Eukaryota; Viridiplantae; Streptophyta; Magnoliopsida; Fabales; Fabaceae. The transcript has 10 exons. The record is from RefSeq and is a predicted model, not a curated record.